Molecule: messenger RNA, 3627 nt
Organism: Ictalurus punctatus (channel catfish)
Lineage: Eukaryota; Metazoa; Chordata; Actinopteri; Siluriformes; Ictaluridae
Product: T-box-containing protein TBX6L
Exons: 9
Coding region: 391-1761 (456 amino acids)
Biological process (GO): heart morphogenesis; pattern specification process; positive regulation of DNA-templated transcription
Cellular component (GO): nucleus
Molecular function (GO): DNA-binding transcription factor activity, RNA polymerase II-specific; RNA polymerase II cis-regulatory region sequence-specific DNA binding
Source: RefSeq, a predicted model, not a curated record
CACACACACACACACUGACCCCCGGUGCUAAUAGAGCACUUCAAAGUAUGCUAAUAGACCCUCUCACUUUUGUGUCCCCACCCUACACACACACACACACACACACACACACAUACACAUAGAUAUGGACCCUGUGAGGCCCCGCCCACUUGGUCAAUGUCUUUAAACUCAAGGUUGAGCCAAGCCAGAGGCAUUUUGUCAUUGUUUUUACCUGUUGGUCAACUUACAACUGAGGUCCUGUGCAUGAUUUUAAGGUUAUUUUUUUUUACAGUUCUUCCCCCUGUGAUUUAUGGAUGUCUCCAAAUGAGGGUAAAAAUCACAGAGAUCAUAUAAAGAUAUUUUAACAGCCGGUGUAACUUAUCAACUCAAGCUGCACUGAAGAAUCUUAAAAUGGAGCAAAUGGCAGACCUGAGACGUUCAUCUACAGUGUCUGCAUCGCCCCCAAUGGCUCACCCAACUGAGUCUUACCAACAGGGGAACAUAAGGAUGAAACUGGAAUAUUCAGAGCUCUGGAAAUCCUUUCAUGACAUUGGGACUGAAAUGGUCAUCACUAAAUCUGGCAGGAGGAUGUUUCCAUAUUGUAACGUAAGUGUGUCUGGUCUUGUGCCCUACGCCAAGUACGUCAUCAUGGUGGACAUGGUCCCGGUGGACAAUUCCAGGUACAAGUGGAAUAAUGAGAGGUGGGAGGUGGCGGGAAAAGCAGAGCCACAGCCUCCGUGUAGAACAUACGUCCAUCCAGAUUCUCCUGCUUUGGGUAGUCAUUGGGUGAAGCAGCCCAUUUCUUUUCUCAAGCUGAAGCUCACCAACCACCCACUGGACCAGAGAGGCCAUAUCAUUCUGCAUUCGAUGCAUCGCUACCAGCCUCGCUUCCAUGUGGUGCAGGCUGACGACCUUUAUAGCGUGCGAUGGAGCGUCUUCCAAACCUUCACAUUCCCUGAAACCACUUUCACAGCAGUCACGGUCUACCAGAACACCAAGAUCACCAAGUUGAAGAUAGACCAUAACCCAUUUGCAAAGGGCUUCCGAGAAGAAGGAACCCAUGGCAAAAGACACAGAGCUCAGAAAAGUCAACUGUGUUUAGAGAGUUCAGUGAAGAAAACAAAGUCUUCAGACAAGGAGCCAGAGCUCAGCUGUUUCCAAGAUGUGCCAAGGCUUCCAUAUGACCCUCACAGAGAGGAUUCAGAAAGCCUGAUGCUUUCCAAAGAAGUGCCCAUGACCCAGGAUGAGCACAUAUCCCCAUGGGGAGGAGAGCAGGACCCUGGCCAAAGUCUGCAAACUGAGGGGGGGGCCAUGGACUACACAAACUCAGAGCAGCUUGUUCCAGGACAGGCCAACUACCAACCGCACAGAACUCAGGAGUUUGGGAGGAUGUCCUCACCGACCUGCACAGAUGCCCAAACUGACUGCCACGGUUUUGAGUCCCGAUCUACCGACAUGGCAACUGUUCCUGAGCAGGAGCUCUCCAGAUGUCUUCCAUCCAUGAGUCUAGGUUCUCAGAGUAAAGCGCUGGACUUCUCCAUGACCUCCAACAUUGGAGGGUGUGCCAAAGCCAGCCCAGGAAUGCCUCUGUAUGGUCAUUAUAACAUGGAGCAGCCUUUAGGCCACUGGAGUGGAGCUUUAGCAGGGCAGUAUUCAAGCUCCACCUACCCUCAGCCGCACCCACAUCACCUGAUGUCAGAGCACAGCAUCCAUCCCUCCGGAUAUCACCAUAGCAAUAUGACAGAGUGGAGUCAGUACUCUCUGUUCGCCUACUCUUGCUAAGGAAUGGGCCAAAAAAUGAAAAGACUACCCCUUCAGGAAAAUUUUAGCAUGGCAAAGGAAUAGGUGGAGAAGAACUUUUUCUUUUCGUGCUUGAUUCAGACACCGAAAACUAACAAAUACAGCCUAAUACACCACAGAAUAAAUGACUGGUUUAAACGGACUGAAGCAAACCACAUUGUGUGGUUGUGUGUGAUUUAAAAUGAGCCUACACUUGCUUAUGACUUAAUUAAGAUAGACUUGUAGAAUUAUUUGCCCCAUGUAUCUGAAUGGAAAUAUUAUACAUUGGACAAGGUGCAGUAGACAAAUUAUUAAUGUUAAUACUGUAAAUUGAUGCUACUACGUUUUAUAGGAUGCUUAAUUAAAUUACUCUAUCAGCUUUUUUUUUUUUUUUUUUUAAUUUUUAUUGACCCUGAGAGAAGUCAUGUCAGUGCCAUCAUGUUAUUUCUUCCUAUUAAAUCCAAUGUAGUUUUAUCAACUAUAGAAAAAAAUUUUGUGAUUUUUUUUUUAACAAUGAAGUAAACAAUUUUCUGUGUUCCAUAUUACCUGGUUUCAUCCUAUAUAUCUAUUUUUUAAUUAUCAUGUUAUGACAUUACAUAACCAUAUGCCACAGAUUAGUUAAGUUUUUCAGAAUUUUAUGUGAUUUUAUAUCACUCCUUAUACAGUACAGUGCUUGAUUAAGAUAUUUACUUGGAUAUGCCAUUGUUGUUGUUUUUUUUAAUCAGUAGUAAAGUGGAGUGACAAUAUUUAUGCAUAUUAACAAUUUUCUGACUUUGGGUGUAAUUUUCCUUACUUUACUUAUUUAUCUUUACAACCGUCUCUCCAAACCAUCCUCAGUUUGAGUAGAAACCGCUCACUGCUUACAAUAUGAACGAGGAAGCGCAUUACAUAAAUCCCGCCCCUCCAAUAAAAAUAGCCAAUCGUCUUUUAGUGUAAGACACUACCGGAAAACGCUUGGCCUAUUGGAUUGUUACACUGACGCAUGCGCUGAAAUAGGGUGGUUUGCUACUUUAGCAACUUGAAACAAGUGCGUUUUGUUCGUUUGUUUGUUUGUUUUUUUCGUGUUAUUUUCAGUCCAGCCCAGUUAGUAUUUACAUUAACAUUUUAUUCAAGUAGAUCGAAGCCUGGUCUUGGCAAAAUGGCCGAAAAUUGGACACAAUUUACGAGAAGAAUUUUGGUGGCAUCAGCUGUUAUAAAUAUUAAUAUUAGUGGCACAAAUUUUUGUGUAUAUCAGUAUUUCAGGAAGAUUUUGACCUGGAAGAUGAACAUAAAUACAUUUUAUUUUGUUCACUUUGCUUCUCUAUGAAACAGUUUUACACAAGUGUGUAAUCGUAACAGAGAGGUGAUAUAAAGAAUAGGGUUGAGCAUGAAACAAAGUGGCUGGUAGUACUGAGAAGUUUGGUGUUAGAUCCUAAAUGAGAGACAAAAUGAGGACCUUCUCUUCACUGGGUAAUUGUUAGAAGUAUGUGUGGAUGGGAGUGGUUGAGUGUUUGUCAUAAUAAACCAAUCCAGCAAAGGCCACCUAAUAAGUUUAGAAGUUCCUUACAUUUACAGUUUCCCUGGCCACAAAUGUAAUUUAUCUGCAGAGAGUAGUUUAUUUGCAGAGAGUCUAGAUGUGACUCACAAAAUGGUGGCCCAGUGCUUGAGGCCUUGGGCUACUAAUCAGAAAGCUGUGAGAUCAAAUCCUGGCAACCCCACUCUCACACUUUUGGGUCGUUGAGCAAGAGCCUUGGCCAUCAACUGCUUGGUUUUAUCCUGUCUCAAUUAUACGUCACAUUUGAUGAUAGUGUCAGCUAAAUAUAAUAAACACACUUGCCAUAAAACCACAGCUUGUCAGUAUGAUAUUUAAAGUUAACACUGUGACUGAAA